Molecule: messenger RNA, 553 nt
Organism: Paramuricea clavata
Lineage: Eukaryota; Metazoa; Cnidaria; Anthozoa; Malacalcyonacea; Plexauridae
Source: the annotation of a GenBank genome assembly
AUGGCUCAUCAUCCAUUUUCUUGCAAGAUAGGCGGCAAAGUGAAUGCUGAACAGGUGAUAAAAACAUUAAAGCCUGCUUUUUCACCGCAAGGGAACCAGCGAAGAGUUAAAGAAGAAGUAGUGAUGGCAAAAUUAAUUGCCUUUUUAAAAUCAAUUGAAGGUAAAUAUUUUUAAAUACUAACUUACAAUACAUGACUAUGAGACUUUUAACAGUGGAAAUUCAUGCAUAUUGUUUUCUAUUUCAGAUGGUACUUUACGGGAGUGCUUAGAAGACAGUGAUUUGAAAUUAACCGAACAAGAGAAAAGCAUCAUUCCUUUGUUGACACCAAGCCAUAUGCUACUGUUUGCAACUGGGGCAGCCAACACAUCAUCUAUUGGUUUUGAUCCGAAACCAAUGAUAACCUUUGUUCGUGAUGAGGGAAAGUCUAUUCCUAGUGCACAAACCUGCUCCAAUGCAUUAUAUUUGUAUGUUAAUGAUAAAACAACAAAUGGUGACUUAUCACAUGACCACCUUACAGCAUUAAUGAAUGGAGGCAUUUUCAGCAAAUUCUAA